UCAGAGCAGCUGGCAGCUCGGCGGGCAGCGUUGGCCGACUGGGUGCUCCGGGUUGCACACACGUCCGCGCGGGGUCCCGGCCAAGUACGCGGGGGCAUCGCCAUCUCCAGCCGGGCCAGGUGCGCAGUCAGCGAGUGGAUCGCGGCGGCCGAAGAGCACCGCCGCCAUGUGGAUCCAGGUUCGCACCAUGGACGGGAAGGAGACCCACACCGUGGACUCGCUGUCCAGGCUGACCAAGGUGGAAGAGCUCAGGCGGAAGAUCCAGGAGCUAUUUCACGUGGAGCCGGGUCUGCAGCGGCUCUUCUACAGGGGCAAGCAGAUGGAGGACGGCCACACGCUCUUUGACUACGACGUGCGCCUCAACGACACCAUCCAGCUCCUGGCCCGCCAGAGCCCGGCGCCGCCCGCCAGCCUCAAGGAGAGGGACUCGGAGCUGUCCGACACCGACUCGGGCUGCUGCCUGGGCCAGAGCGAGUCGGACAAGUCCUCCACCCACGGGGAGGCGGCCGCGGAGCCCGACGGCAAAGCGGGCCUGGCCGACGAGGACGCCUGGGACGAGACGGAGCUGGGGCUGUACAAGGUUAACGAGUACAUCGACGCCCGGGACACGAACAUGGGGGCCUGGUUCGAGGCCCAGGUGGUCAGGGUGACGAGGAAGGCGCCGUCCCCGGACGAGCCCUGCAGCUCCACCUCCAGCCCGACCCUGGAAGAAGAAGUCGUUUACCACGUCAGAUAUGAUGACUACCCGGAGAACGGGGUGGUGCAGAUGCACUCGCGCGAUGUCCGGGCCCGCGCCCGCACCAUCAUCAAGUGGCAGGACCUGGAGGUGGGCCAGGUGGUCAUGCUGAACUACAACCCCGACAACCCCAAGGAGCGUGGCUUCUGGUACGACGCAGAGAUCUCGAGGAAGCGCGAGACACGGACGCUGCGGGAGCUGUACGCCAACGUCAUGCUCGGGGACGACUCUCUCAACGACUGUCGGAUCAUCUUCGUGGACGAGGUCUUCAAGAUUGAGCGCCCGGGGGAAGGGAGCCCCGUGGUCGAGAACCCGCUGAGACGUGAGUGCGGCCGCGUCCACCCCUGUGGUCACAGGUACUGCCCCGAGUGCCGAAAUGACGCCAGCGAGGUGGUGUCGGCAGGACAGAGGCUGCGGGAGAGUAAGAAGAAGGCGAAGAUGGCGUCGGCCACGUCGUCCUCGCAGCGGGACUGGGGCAAGGGCAUGGCGUGCGUGGGGCGUACGAAGGAGUGCACCAUCGUCCCGUCCAACCACUACGGGCCCAUCCCGGGCGUCCCCGUGGGCACCAUGUGGCGAUUCCGAGUCCAGGUCAGCGAGUCGGGCGUGCACCGGCCCCACGUGGCGGGCAUCCACGGCCGGAGCAACGACGGCGCGUACUCGCUGGUGCUGGCGGGGGGGGACGAGGGGGGCCAGGACCAUGGGAAUUUUUUCACAUACACAGGUAGCGGGGGCCGAGACCUCUCCGGCAACAAGCGGACUGCCGAACAGUCUUGUGAUCAGAAACUCACCAACACCAACAGGGCCCUGGCUCUCAACUGUAGUGCCCCCAUCAACGACCAGGAGGGCGCAGAGGCCAAGGACUGGCGUUCGGGGAAGCCGGUCCGCGUGGUGCGCAACAUGAAGGGCGGCAAGCACAGCAAGUACGCCCCGGCCGAGGGCAACCGCUACGACGGCAUCUACAAGGUCGUCAAGUACUGGCCCGAGAAGGGCAAGUCCGGCUUCCUGGUGUGGCGCUACCUCCUGCGGCGCGACGACGAGGAGCCCGGGCCCUGGACGAAGGAGGGGAAGGACCGCAUCAAGCGGCUGGGGCUCACCAUGCAGUAUCCAGAGGGCUACCUGGAAGCCCUGGCCAACAGGGAGAAGGAGAAGGAGAACCAGCGGCGGGAGGAGGAGAAGCAGGAGGGCUUCGCGUCCCCCCGGAAGGGCAAGGGCAAGGCCAGGUGGAAGCGGAAGUCCACAGGUGGGUGUCCCCGCGCCCGCUGCCCCGGCCGCCCCAGCGUCCGCCCGGCUCCCUCAGCUUCCUCACCACCCCGCUUCCCGCCUGCAGGCGGCCAGGGCAAUGGCGGGUCCCCUCGCCGGACCCCCAAGAAGUCCAAAGUGGAGACCUACAGCCUGACGGCCCAGCAGAGCAGCCUCAUCAAGGAGGACAAGAGCAAUGCCAAGCUGUGGAACGAGAUCCUCGGGGCGCUCCAGGACGGGCCGCUGCAGACCUUCCUGAGCAAGGUGGAGGAGACCUUCCAGUGCAUCUGCUGCCAGGAGCUGGUGUUCCGGCCCGUCACCACCGUGUGUCAGCACAACGUGUGCAAGGAUUGCCUGGACCGAUCGUUCCGCGCGCAGGUGUUCAGCUGCCCCCCCUGCCGCUACGACCUGGGCCGGGGCUACGCCAUGCAGGUGAACCAGGCGCUGCAGACCGUCCUCGGCCAGCUCUUCCCCGGCUACGGCAACGGCCGGUGAUCCCCAAGCACUUCCGCGGCCAAGGCUCCUUCCCGGGCCCUGCUUGUGUCCGUAGUGGGCUAACUUAAACAUGUAGUGUUCCCUCCGCCCCCAAAGUGCCCGUUUUCCUUUUUUUUUUUUUUUUUUUUUUUUUUAUCUAUACAGUUUCAGGAAUUGAUGUGUUCUGGAUGAAAGUUGGACUUCUCCGUUUGGUUGUGUUUUUUAAAAAUAUAAAGCCUGCAAUUUACAAAAAAAAAAAAAAAAAGACAAAAAAAAAAGAAAAAGAGGUUUUGAAGAUGGAAUUAGGAGCUACUUUUGCAUCCAAAAGCUGCUUACAUUUCUGACAUCGAGUUCUCAGAAGUUCCCGCGACGGACCAGUAGGAAGCUGUCCCGGCCUGGACGGAGCCUCCCACGGUCCUGGCCUUUGGCCCCCAAGCUCACAGCAAGAGCAUCUUCCCCAUGGCGACGGGGUGUCACCGAUGGCAUGUCACCGGAUAACACCCAAGGUGGCCCUGGGCGGCGCCGCCAAGAAGUUGAAAAGAUAAGGGGAAAAAAAAUAAUCUCCUCCCGGCUCGGUUUCAACUCGCCUCCCAGCCGUCUCCCACCGGCCACCCUGGUGUCCGAGAUCCCAUGGGAGCCAAGUCGGGGCCUUCCAGAAACUACCUCUGCCGAACUUGAGUCCACGUGGGGGCCGAGCGCGCCG
This is a messenger RNA of Tupaia belangeri chinensis (Chinese tree shrew), 3152 nucleotides long. RefSeq names its product ubiquitin like with PHD and ring finger domains 1 (gene UHRF1). Gene Ontology annotation, molecular function: ubiquitin protein ligase activity; protein binding. Bases 167 to 2470 code for a protein of 767 amino acids. The transcript has 16 exons. The record is from RefSeq and is a predicted model, not a curated record. Gene Ontology annotation, biological process: protein ubiquitination; negative regulation of gene expression via chromosomal CpG island methylation. Lineage: Eukaryota; Metazoa; Chordata; Mammalia; Scandentia; Tupaiidae.